Messenger RNA from Hydractinia symbiolongicarpus, 4092 nucleotides. RefSeq lists its product as uncharacterized. The record is from RefSeq and is a predicted model, not a curated record. The coding region runs from base 362 to 4084 and encodes 1240 amino acids. NCBI's taxonomy places the organism in Eukaryota, Metazoa, Cnidaria, Hydrozoa, Anthoathecata, Hydractiniidae. The transcript has a single exon.
CCAACGUUCAUUUGGUUCUGAUUGGUUCAAGCUGCUGUAGUCUUGGUGACGUUAUCUCCGUCAUAUCCACAUUUCGACGUGCUGCAAUCUUGGUAUUCCCGUCGUCCUGUGCUGUAGUGAGGCAAUUUGUUUGUCUCGUGUUCUUCAACCAACGUUCAUUUGGUUUUGCUUGGUUCAAGCUGCUGUAGUCUUGGUGACGUUAUCUCCGUCAUAUCCACAUUUCGACGUGCUGCAAUCUUGGUAUUCCCGUCGUCCUGUGCUGUUGUGAGGCAAUUCUUUGUCUCGUGUUCCCAACCAACGUUCAUUUGGUUCUGCUUGGUUCAAGCUGCUGUAGUCUUGGUGACGUUAUUUCCGUCAUAUCAUGUCUUAUUCAGAUACUCUCCCACUUGCUCGGACCAAGAAAAUGACUAGCAAGGGAAAGGAAUAUAUAUUUUCCUUGAAGGAAUCAUUCAAGCGAAAGGUGCUCCUUGAGAUUGAUCGACUGAUUGCAGAAAUGGAUAUUGCCUUAUCGGAUGAAAAUUAUGCCUUCAUCUUUAACAACGUGGACAUCCUUGGCGUAAAACUGUCUGAAUUUAAAGCUUACAGCCAUGAAUGUAUGGCAUUAGCGAAUUUAGAAGAACUGAAGGAAGAUUUAAAUGCAGAAUUGACUAGACUUGAGGAUAGGGUUCGACUCUUUCAGCAUCAUUGUAAUGAUUGGCUAAAAAGAAAUGAAUGGGCGUGGAACCAGUAUGAAAAAUCAAAGCUUCAUGCUGACGAAAACACAAAUGCUCUGUUGAGAGAUGACGCUCUUGGAUUCACAACUUCUAAAUCAUCAAAGUUCCCCGUUGUUGAUCGGGCAACUACCAGCCUAAAAGCUGAUGUUAUUAUUUACCCGAAGUCAGUUGGAAAGUCGCAUAGAUCGCACAGAUCGCCCUCGACACGUUCGAAAGAGAUAAGAUCUUCAGGUCGUUCGCAAGUAUCUUCCUUGCGUAGUCGUGCUGCGGAUCAAAAGGCUGAGUUAGCGCAACUGAAGACAAAGGCGUCAUUUUUAGAAGCAAAACUGGAAGCUGAAGCAAGCAUGAAAAGAUUGGAGCUUAAAGAGCAGGUUGCUUUGGCAGAAGCAAAACUCAGCAUAUAUAAAGAAGCCAAGGACGAAGAUGAAAAAAGUCAUUUCUCAAGACCAUUGGACACGGAUGACGAACAAAUCCGCUCAUAUGCGAAGUGCCAAUCUUGGGUGAAUAAUGGUUGUAUAGGUGUCAUUGGCUCCGGUUAUGAAGGCGCUAGAAGUCAUCCAAAGUUGGUAAAGAAAAUUCCCAAAUUUCUUCCUGAUGUGCCACAAAACACCGCGCAAUCGCAAGUGGUCGAUAAUUCAGUUGAUGUUAACAAAGACUGGAACAUUAACAAUGAGCAGGAAUCUCCAAACCCAUUUGGAAAUAACACAGAAAGGGUGUUAUGCGAAUUACUGCUACAGCAAAGUGCACCAGACAUCAAAAUUGACCCAUUUGAUGGAAAUGUGCUUGACUUCCAAUAUUUCAUGACCACAUUUGAAGCAGUUGUUGAGACCAAGAUCAAAAGUAAUAAAGGUCGAUUGACUCGCCUGAUCAAUUACACAACUGGCGAGCCAAAAGAAUUGAUCAAAAGCUGUAUAUAUGAUACAUCAGAACAUUGCUACUCAAGAGCAAAGGAUCUUCUGAAGAAAACCUACGGUGAUCAAUUCAGAAUUGCAAAUGCCUACAGAAAAGAGCUCAGAGAAUGGCCCACUCUCCGUGCUGGUGAUUCUGAAGCGUUCAGAAAGUUCUAUACGUUCCUCAUAAAAUGCUACGGUGGUUUGGAGAGACAAAUAAAAAGCGAACUAAACUCUCCAGAAGUCCUCAGAAAACUUCAAUCAAAGCUCCCACAAGCCUUGCAACAAAGAUGGAAUCGGACGGUUCUCAACGUCCGUCGGAAAAACCAUCACAAAGCGGAGCUGAGGGAUUUUGUUGACUUCAUGGAGCAAGAGACAACGCUUGAAAAUAAUCCCCUCUACUCUAGAGAAGCCAUCAGUGAAUUGAAGAAUAAAAAGGAUAAUGACGUGAAAAACAAGAAAGAUCCACCCAAACUUAAAACAAACCUGACGGGCGUCACCAGAGAUUGUCUCUACUGUUCGAACAAACAUAAAUUGGAAGAUUGUCGAAAAAUAAUGAAAAUAGACGUAGAGGAAAGAAACAAAUUUGUUUGGGAGAAGAAGCUUUGUUUCGCGUGUUUGGAACCAAUUACCAGCAAUCACCAAGCAAGAAAUUGCGAAAACAAAUUGUCUUGCAAGACGUGCAAAAAGAGGCACCCAACCAUUUUGCAUGGUUUCAUCCGACCAAAGAGGACCAACAAGAACGACAAGGAAAAUAAUGAUAAAAAGGAAGAUGAGGAGCCUGAAAUCUCAAAUGCAUUUGCAAGAACGAAGAAAUCUGUUUGUUGCAAGACAGAUAACAACGUAGAAAUCAUCAGCAUGUCUGUGGUGCCUGUGGUGUUGUCGCAUCCAAAGUCUGCUGAGUCAAUCACCACCUAUGCUAUGUUGGAUAAUUGCAGUCAGGGUACGUUCAUAACCGAUGAAAUCGUUCAUCGCUUGAAUUUAACCGGUAUUUCGUCGACGAUCGUCGUGAAGACUCUCACAACCGAGAGUCGUGAAGAUUCUUGUCUAAUAACCGGCUUGAUGGUAGAGCCCAUUACACGAGAUUUCAAAGUAACAAUACAGAGUUGUUACAGUAGAAGACAUCUUCCAAUAGAUCCCAUGGAAAUACCUACUCCCGAGAAAGUUGCUAAAUGGCCUCAUUUGCGACAUAUAAAGCAUUCCUUUCACAAAUACGAUCCUGGAAUACCGAUUGGUUUGCUUAUUGGAUCCAAUUGCCCACAAGCGCUAGAACCGAUAAAGGUAAUUCCAUCCGAUGGAAAUGGACCAUAUGGGUUAAAAAGAAGGUUGGGAUGGAGUCUUGUCGGACCUGUGCUUCGUCGCAAAGGGGAGAAGCAGAAAAUUCGAUGCAACAGAAUUGCUGUGAAAGAUUCCUCCACUGACAAAGUUGUUGCACUUCACCUAAUUCAACAAGAUGAAUUACGGGAUGUAACAAUUGAGGGGAUGCUGAAAAGAAUGUACGAUGCUGAUUUUUCAGAAAUGAACGCAUUCAAGAAUAUUAAAAGUGAUUACGUAUCCAUUCACGACCAAAAAUUUUUAUCACUAAUGGAAAAGGAAGUAAAAUUUGUAAAUGGAAAAUAUCAACUCCCGCUGCCUUUAAUAAACCAACUUCCAUUUCCAAAUAAUAAAUGUCAGGCCUUGGCAAGGCUGAAAUGGAUCAAGAAGAAGCUUGAAAGUAAUUCGAUCUUCAAAGAGGAUUACCUCACGUUCAUGAACAACCUGACGACCCAAGGUUUCGCGGAGAUGGUUCCAGAGCAGGAAGUUGAAAGGGAACCUGGUCAUGUGUGGUAUAUUCCCCACCAUGGAGUUUAUCAUCCGCGUAAGCCUGGGAAGAUCAGAGUAGUAUUUGAUUGUACUGCUACAUACAAAGGCGUCUCCCUGAACGGACGACUCAUGCAAGGCCCAGAUAUGACAAAUCUGCUAGUUGGAAUUCUGUGUAGAUUCCGGUUGGAACCAGUAGCGUUUAUGGCGGAUAUCGAGUCCAUGUUCUAUCAGGUUAAGGUGCCGCCGAAUCAACGGGAUUAUUUGCGAUACCUUUGGUGGCCUGAUGGGGAUACCUCUAAAGAUUUGGUAGAUCAUCGCAUGACUGUCCAUAUAUUCGGUGGAAAUUCCUCCCCAAGUUGUUCCAACUAUGCCCUGAAAAGAAGUGGAACAGACAACGAAAGUGAAUUUGGUGAGGAGGCUGUGAAAGUUAUUAUGAAGGAUUUUUAUGUCGACGAUCUUUUGAAAUCCGUGAAAAGUAUCGAAGAAGCCAUCAAUUUCAUCAAAUCAACGAUACAAAUUUGCAGCAAAGGUGGCUUCCGCCUCACAAAGUUCAUAUCAAAUAGCAGAGAGGUUAUCAAUUCCAUUCCUACUGAAGAACGCGCAAAGAACAUAAAGUCCCUGGACUUGAAAAACGAACGCUGCCGAUCGAAAGGGCCCUCGGUGUUCAUUGGUCGAUAGAGGACGAC